AUGUCGUCGCUCGACCGGCUGGUGGACCUCCACCGGAAGCUGUUGCAGGUUGAGCAUGCUGCUGAGACGGAGGAGUUGGAGAGCGCGCUGAAGACGCUGUCUCUGACAGAGUUGGAAGCCCAGGGCGUGGUGCUUCCUCGUCUUGUCAUUCACCAAGUUCGCAGCGGGCUGUACUCUCGUACCCUCGUGGACUUCUGCACGAAGCGAGCUGCACAGGUCUUCCAAGAGCGACAAAAGAAGCAGAGCGAACCAUCUGAAGAGGCCGCAGCUGCGGCCGCCCUGCUCCCGCCCCAGCACCGGUUCACACCCGGAGACAUUGUCGGCGUCUUCGAAGGACCGUAUGCGCAGCAGACUGCCGGCAGUGCAGGCGCGCUUGCCUCAGGUGUCGUUCACAAAGUGCAUGUGCAGGUCCUCUCGGUCGCCUUCGAAAGCGAUGAGUGGCUAGGCAGACCGGAGAGGGCGGACGGCGCCGCUCCGGGCGGGAAGGGGAGACAUGAGGAUGAGAGCCGUGGAACCUUCCACCUCGCCCUCAUCUCCAGCAGCGUGACGAUCGACAGACAGCUCAGAGCGCUCGAGCGCCUGAAGAACUACGCACCAAAUGGACCCGCCCAGACGCUCAUCAAUCUCUGUUUUGGCAAUCAACAGCCUCAGCCCCUGUCUCCCGGACCUCAUCUUGCAAAAGAAGCGACAGUGUCACGCGAAGCAGACCUCACAGUUGGAACCCACCGUGAAAUCUCCGAUAUCUCUGACUCCUCCUAUUGUCCUUCUUCUGUUUCAUCUUCGUCUUUUCUUGACUUGUCUGGCUGCGGUGUUUCGUGGUUCUCUCCCACUCUGACGGAGUCGCAGAAGCGUGCAGUCCUUCUGGGGCUUCGGUCGCGGGACUUGGCGCUGAUUCACGGACCCCCAGGGACGGGGAAGUCGACGGCGCUGCUCGAGCUGCUCCUCCAGCUCGCGAGCCGCGGCGCCCGCGUGCUUGCAUGCGCGCCGAGCAACGUUGCCGUCGACAACCUCCUGGAGCGCGUAGCUGCGUUCGCGAAUGUGAAUUCGAAUGCCUCCUUGGAAGCCUCGCGUCUGGCAGGGCGACUGCGGAGGUGCGUCCGCCUGGGACACCCGGCCCGUGUCGACGAGAACCUCUCCAGGUUCUGUCUCGAGAGUCAGGUCCAGCGCAGCGAAGGCGCCGCGCUCUCUCGAGAGAUCCGCCUCGAGCUCGACCGCAGUCUGGAGAUGCUCAGGGACCGGAAGAAGCUCGAGAGACACAUGCAGCGCAGGCAAAAGGAGACGCGGGGAUCCGGUCCGACAGGGCUCGGAGAAAGCUCCGCGCUUAGCAGCAGUACGCGGGCGAGCACGUGGAGCCAGGCGAAGCGGGAACUGCGCGAAGAAAUCCAAACUCUGAGGAGGGAGCUGCGCGCCUUCGAGCGAAGGGCCGUCGAGGAAGUGCUCGAGCAGAGUCCGAUCGUCUUCGCGACAUGCGUCGGCUCAGACAACGAGGCGCUAAAACAGUUCUUCGCACCCCCCGGGGACGCCAGCGGGAAACCCGGGCGCAGUGGAUUCGACGUCGUCGUCAUCGACGAAGCCGCACAGGCGCUGGAAGCAGUCUGCUGGAUUCCCCUGCUGUACGGCCACCGGGCGGUCCUGGCAGGGGACCACUGCCAGCUGCCGCCGACAAUCAAGAGUCGGAAAGCGGAGGAUGGCGGCCUGGGCGUGACGCUCUUCGAGCGGCAAAUGCAUGCGCAGCAUGGGCCUCGCAUUUCGCAACUCCUCGACACACAGUUUCGCAUGCACCGGAAAAUCAUGGGCUGGAGCAACGAGCAGUUCUACCAUGGGGCCCUUCGCGCAGCUGACUCCGUGGCUUCUCGGCUCCUCGAGGCCAAGUACCCGCGACUGAAAGACGAAACAGAGCACCGAGGAAAGCGAGGAGAAGCGGACCUGGGACAAAGAGCAGACUCGAGCCCAGGAAAGCGCGCCGAUGGCGAACUGGAGACAUUUGCGACGUGCGUCGCACCUCCGUUUCUGUGGAUUGACACGGCAGGCGUCUCCUGGCUCGAGGAAGACAACCAAGAGGAGGACCACAGUCUGCUGCGGCAGGCAUCGGCUUCCUCGACCGCGCUGCAACUGCAUGCGUCAAAAAGCAACCGGGGUGAGGCCGCCCUGGUCGUGAAGAGGCUGCAGGAUCUCGUGUGGAACUUCGGAGUGAAGCCCGAAGAUAUAUGCAUCAUCACGCCGUACAGACAGCAGGUGCAGCUGCUGCGGCAAUACCUGAGAGAGGCGGCCGAGGCGGCACCUGCGCUCGCGUUGGGGAAGAAGGAAGGCGAAGCGCGGGAGCGCGAGACCGACAGCCUGCGCGCCAGCUUCGCGCACAUCCCCGUCAACACUGUGGACGGGUUCCAGGGCAGAGAAGGCGAGGUUGUUGCCAUCUCUCUGGUCCGCAGCAAUAGAAAACAUGAAGUCGGAUUUCUCAAAGACGUUCGCAGACUCAACGUUGCCGUGACGCGCGCCAAGUGCCAUCUUCUCAUUGUCGGGGACUCCGAGACUAUCGCCGCUGCAGACAACGAGACAGAAGCAGAGAAUGCAGAGGUAGGAGACAGGGGAGGCAAGGAGCCUGGGGGAGGUCAGAAGACGGAGGGGGGAGAGGGAAGCGAGCAAGUGGGGGUGCGGUCGGCGAGAGAGAUCUUGCGGUCUUUGUUUCACUACGCGAGCGAGAAGGGUGAAGUUCGGAGCGCCCUGGAGUUCAUCGAUAUCUCGGAAGUCCCGGGGGCCAAAGAGAGAAAGCCGAAAAGCCAGGCGUUGGCGGCAGCGCAUGCGGCAAGGACACCGAGUGAAUUUCCGAAGGCGCUGGCAGGCUCUGGGCUGGAGAAAUCUGGCAAGGGUCUAAGCAAAGCGGCAGCGAAGAAAAAGAGGCAAGAGCGAAAGAAACUGCAGGGUGAAGGCGCGGGGGACGAGGCGGCUGGGAGCCGAGUGGAAGGCAAGGAAGGCCAACGCCGAUUCGGAGGCGACCGCGCAAGGGAGAAAGAAGAGACGGAUUCGCUGGAGAAGAAAUACCGAAAUAUCUUGGUGCAGUUUGUGAAGCAAGCCGACCAAGCGGCGCGUCAGUCUCGCUCGUCGCCCUCGUAUACCUUCCCGGCUUCGCUGACAGCCUACGAACGCAAAGUCGUGCACACACUUGCGACUGAGUUGGGACUUUCUCAUGUCUCUUUGGGGGAACGUGGAGAGAGGAAGAUCGUCGUGGGUCGCGAGCAUAAGGGCGAGGCGCGGGCAGCCUCGGCAGCGACAUACGACGAGGCCCUCGUGGGGUCAGCAACUGUGGAAGCUCCAGGAGGGAGUUCUGGGAGCAGCGAAAGCGACGCGGAAGCAGACGAGCGAAGAAACGCGGAGGGCAGAGUCGUCGAAGGAGAGAGAGAGGCGUGCGAUGAAGACACAGAAGUCAGCGAGGAAGAGAAGUCAGUGAAGCCGUAUUCUCCGAUACGGAAGAAGAAGCCGAAGAAGAAGGGAGAGAAGGAGGCGUUGGAGCCCGAGAAAAAAGGAGAGGAAGACGACUUCGACGCACUGAUAGACAGCCUGUCGAAGGAAGACUGGGCCUGCGGCUCUCCUCGGUGUCAAGCGUCGACGAAAGUGCUCGGCCGCGUAUGUCCGUUCUGUCGAAAACGCUUUUGCUUCUCUCACUCGAUGCCGGAGAUCCACGGCUGCGGAGAUGCGGCUUCGGCGCAUGCGCGGAAGAACUUCAGAGAGUCGGUGACGCGAGAGAGAAGACGAGACGAGGCAGAGAAACGAACUGGGGCUGAGAGUGGAAACUCGAUCUUCCUGGGAAAGUCGUACGCAGGUAAUUCCUGGGCCCAGACACAAUCUCAGAAGAAACUCCGCGACAAGAUUGAGCAGGAGAAAAAAAAACGACUGGCCAAGAAAAAGGGCGAGAGCGCGAAGAAGUGA
This is a messenger RNA of Toxoplasma gondii ME49, 3924 nucleotides long. RefSeq names its product R3H domain-containing protein. The record is from RefSeq and is a predicted model, not a curated record. NCBI's taxonomy places the organism in Eukaryota, Apicomplexa, Conoidasida, Eucoccidiorida, Sarcocystidae. Gene Ontology annotation, molecular function: 5'-3' DNA helicase activity; zinc ion binding; RNA binding. The transcript is spliced from 2 exons. Bases 1 to 3924 code for a protein of 1307 amino acids.